This is a messenger RNA of Gastrolobium bilobum, 352 nucleotides long. RefSeq lists its product as uncharacterized. Lineage: Eukaryota; Viridiplantae; Streptophyta; Magnoliopsida; Fabales; Fabaceae. The record is from RefSeq and is a predicted model, not a curated record. The transcript is spliced from 2 exons. Bases 4 to 330 code for a protein of 108 amino acids.
GGAAUGGGGUUCGGGGUGGUUCCAACUCAAAUGCGUAAGCGUUCUCGCGAUUCUGCAUCAUCUUCUAAUGCUGGUCCUUCGCAAGAGGAAUAUGAUUCUCUCAAAGAGGAACUCGACACUUUGAAAGGGAAAAUGGGAGAACUUGAUACCUUGAAAGCACAAAUGACAUCAAUUAUGCAACAAAUGGUUGCUCAACAAAAUUUUCGUAUAAAUGAGGUUACAGAUUUGGGCUCUCCAGGAGUCAGAAGAUCUUCUCAUGCUAGUCAUAACCCACACAGUGAAGGACCAGAUUCAUCACCUCAUAUUCCACCUCCACCACCACAACCUUAAAUAUUUUAUUUAGACGUUGAUU